Molecule: messenger RNA, 531 nt
Organism: Syzygium oleosum
Lineage: Eukaryota; Viridiplantae; Streptophyta; Magnoliopsida; Myrtales; Myrtaceae
Product: germin-like protein subfamily 1 member 7
Exons: 2
Coding region: 1-531 (176 amino acids)
Cellular component (GO): cell wall
Molecular function (GO): manganese ion binding
Source: RefSeq, a predicted model, not a curated record
AUGAAGUUUCUUCCCAUUAGCUUUCUCAUAUUGGCUUUAGCAACUGCCGCCGCUUUAGCUUACGACCCGAGUCCUCUUCAGGACAUAUGCGUGGCAACCAGUGAUAUGGAAUCUGGAGGACUCAACACUCUUGGAAUAUCCAUGGUUCGCAUUGACUUCGCUCCUGGCGGCCUAAAUCCUCCCCACACUCACCCUCGUGGCACCGAGGUUUUGGUAGUGGUGGAGGGUACGCUACUUGUUGGCUUUGUCACGUCCAAUCAAUUAAACAACACACUCUUCACCAAAGUCCUGUACAAGGGGGACGUGUUUGUGUUCCCUAUUGGUCUCAUUCACUUCCAGUUGAAUAUCGGAAACACGUAUGCGCUAGCCUUUUCCGGUCUUAGCAGCCAGAACCCAGGAGUCAUUACCAUUGCUAAUGCUGUCUUCGGAGCGAAGCCACCCAUUUCUGCUGAUGUUCUUACCAAGGCCUUCCAAGUGGACAAGAAGGUUGUUGACUAUCUCCGGGCGCAAUUUUGGUACGACAACAACUAA